CAACACAAAUUCGUCCUCCUUGUAUAGAGCUUCAUUUGCUUACCUUUGCUAAGUUGAAUUGAACUAUAAAUUGGGUUAAACGUUAAAAUAACAAUUCUUUAAUUACAACAUAUUAUAAACAAUUAGAAUUGAAAUAAUAUUUCAAACUUAGUACCGUUUAAUACUACCGCGAAUUUUUUUUUUUUUUUACACUUAAAUAAUGGGAUCAUUAACAAGCAGACAAAAUGCUGGUGUAGAAGAAGUUGAUAUUGUUUCAAAUCAUGCAUAUAAAUAUCCUCCACGCUCUGGAAGCUAUUUUGGUAGUCAUUUUAUUAUGGGUGGUGAAAGAUUCGAUACUACACAACCAGAAGCAUACCUUUUUGGAGAAAAUGCAGAUUUAAAUUUUUUAGGCAGUCGACCAACACCUUUUCCAUAUCCUCCACCACAAACAAAUGACCCUACAAAAACAUUAAAAAGUUUAGUAAAUAUCAGAAAAGAGUCAUUAAGAUUGGUAAGAAAUGUGGAUCAAACUUCAACAUCCUCACAGUGUCAUAAUGUAAAACGUUAUGGUGAUAGCGAUGCUGACAAGAAACCAAAUCGUUUCAAUAUUGAAUUUACUUUUGAUUGCGACGUUAGAUGUGCUAUCACAAUAUAUUAUUUUUGUACAGAAGAAGUUACAACCAAAGGGGUUACAUAUGUACCGAGAGAUCCUUCUAUGAAUUCUGAAACAUAUCACUACAAAAAGGGUGCUAAUCAAUUGUUCUCUCAAACGUCCCAUAUAUUUGAUCCAAGUCUUUAUAACGAAGAUGAUUUAAUGUACAAUGCAGAUAGAGAAAUUAUUCCAAUAGCAAUAUAUUGUAUAGCAGAGGAAGGAUCAGACGAACCAAAACAGUCUCACACAACCAUUGCAGUAGUAGAAAAACAUUCGGAUGGAACAUAUGUAUUAAAAGCACUUAAGCAAAAACUUUAUGUAGAUGGACUUUGUUAUUUAUUGCAAGAAAUUUAUGGAAUUGAGAAUAAAAACACUGAAAGUGCAAAGCAACAAGGCAGUGACGAAGAUACAGACGAUAAUGGUUCUGAAUGUGUGAUUUGUAUGUGUGAUGUCCGUGAUACUUUAAUUCUACCAUGCAGACAUUUGUGUUUGUGCAAUGGUUGUGCUGAUUCCCUUCGAUAUCAAGCAAACAAUUGUCCUAUUUGUCGUGCUCCUUUCCGAGCUCUCUUACAAAUUAAAGCACUUCAAAAAGCAACUGGGACUAUUAUAUCCAAUCCACCAAUACCAGAGGGUAGUUGCGAAAAUAUUCCAGCAGGUUACGAAGCAGUAUCACUUAUAGAAGCCUUAAAUGGUCCAUAUCCUCCAAGAACUGCUGUCCUUGCACCUGAAUCUCCUGAUACACCCGAUACAGACACAGCAAGCGCUAUUCAGGCUGCAGAAGCAUUGAAUAGAUCGGCCGAACGUACUCCUAUUUCCAAGCAUUUGUCUUCCAAGGAUGCAGAUAUGAGUGCUAGAACUAGUGGUACUCCAUGUCCCACUCCAGAAUUUAGAAUGUCAGUUCUUCUUGCGAGAGAUGAAAAUUCAGGAUCACAAAAAGAUUUACAUACCCGAUCCCCUGCAGUAAGAACCAAAUCUGGGCAUUCUCGUGAUAAAUCCGGUCUAAGAUCACGUGAUACUCUCAGAUUAGUCAAUGAAAAACAACCUGUUUCAUUGUACGAAUAUUUACAGGGCCAAGGACAAGACGAAGAUAGCGAAGCAGAAAAAUUAUCUCCGCUGUUAGAUGCAGCAACCAGUACUGAAGUUUUAGAUGUUCAUAAUCAUCGAAUAUGUGAUGACAUUGAUGACGAGAUUCAAAAUACAGAAAAUGAUGAUAAUAACAUUACAUGUCAUUCUCAUUAAUUUGUAGAAUCUUAAACUGCAGCAGGAUAUAAUAAUUUUUAAGGAAAUACGCAUUAUGCUCUCUUUAAAAAUCAUCGUCAUACUUUAUCAUGUAUAUAUUGUAAUUUAUUCAUCAUUUUAUUCGAUACUUUAUUUCAAAUUAGUAUAGAAAUUGUAUUUUGAUGUUAACGUAAGUACUGAUGAGAUUGUAAAUAUAUAAAUUUAU
This is a messenger RNA of Polistes canadensis, 2075 nucleotides long. RefSeq names its product RING finger protein 157 (gene Mrgn1). NCBI's taxonomy places the organism in Eukaryota, Metazoa, Arthropoda, Insecta, Hymenoptera, Vespidae. Gene Ontology annotation, cellular component: cytoplasm. The transcript is spliced from 9 exons. The coding region runs from base 200 to 1870 and encodes 556 amino acids. Gene Ontology annotation, molecular function: ubiquitin protein ligase activity. Gene Ontology annotation, biological process: protein ubiquitination. The record is from RefSeq and is a predicted model, not a curated record.